GUUUGAUUUUUCUUCAGUUUGACCUACCAGUCUGCACUGUAAAUAUGGCACACUAAUCCACUACAGUGAGAAAAAGGGGAAAAAAAAGAGAGCAGGCUAUCGAUCUGUCUGAAAGCCUGUUUUUCUGCCUCCGCCGCUCAGCCAUCCCUCACAUAUACAAAAGGGGAAAAUCCAAAAUGUUGCCACAUAAUAUGUAAUAAAUGUAACAAUCACAGAGUCCCUUCUUUGAAAUCGCAAAUAUCACAGGAUCAAGCUUCAAGGGCUGCAUCCUGUCAGGUUGUCAUGGGAACCAUGUAUCCCUCCUCACUCUGCCAGUGUAGUCCCUUUAGGAGAAAGCUGCGCACCUCUGAUUCCUUGAUGUAAAGCUCAAAGCAAAACGAAUCGCUCCCAACCUGUUAGAUAAUAUCUGAGUGGGAAUCUGCAUCCGUGAAAUGCGAUGGAGCAGACAGCUGUGACAUCUGUUUAAACAAACUGCAGCCUCAGAUAUGUGUGGAGGCUGAGAUGGGAACAAACAUAUCCCAUUUAGAUUAAUGAGAGGCUGCACGCUUGGCCGCUGAAUGUUAUGAUCACGCUGUUUAAGGAGUGGCUCUGCUCAGCAGAUGAACAAUAUAAUUUCACCGAGGUGGUGUGUGCAGGUCUCUUAUUACUCUAGCCACUGCACAAUAUUAAAAUUCCCACACAUUUCAUUUUGUAAACGCAUGUGUUGCAAAUGCAGGCAGUUGGGGACACAUCCCAAAAUAGAUAUGGCCCUUAAAUUGAUUGUACCUGUUUAAACCAGCAAUUGCACUGUGCAGCACUUUUGUUGUGUUUCCUGAUUAUUUUGUUGUUCAUCAUGAUUUCUUAUUUAUUUUCACUUGAUUACAAUGUAAAAGUCCAGAGGCUAAUUUUUUUGGUUACAUGCGAGGUGUGUUAUGCAUGCAUGUAGCAUCUCUGCAUGUUUCAGUCCUUGGUUCACCUGCAGGAGGAGCUAUGUCUCUCUGCAGCCUAUCUGGAGCAGCAGAGCGAAAUCCCUCUUUUUCUCCUUCAGUGGCAUGAAUAAUAUCCCCAGAGCUGGAGAGAGAGCAUAUCAAGAGGCAAAUGGGAAGGGGAGAGAGAGAUAGAAGCCAGUGUGACAGAUAAGACUGUGGCACAACUUGUCUUCCUGACUGCACCGUGGGCUGGGGAAAGAGAGAACAAGUGCACCAUAGUGUCAGGCAAGGCUGCUGCCUGCACACAUAAACACACAAACACACACACACACACACACACAGAAAGAGACAGACCCCACAGCAUAGAAGCACCAGAAGGAGUUCAGAGAGAAGACUGACCUCAAAAAGGUACAGUAUGAUUAUGUGUGAUUAUGUGAGAAUUUCUCCUGCAGCAGUGUCCCCACCCUUACACAAUAUUAGCAAAUCAGCUGUGUUUCGCUCAGUUGAUGCUCAACUUUGCUUUUCAGGUGGGUUUGGAGAAGUUUUGUCUGGAUUCCCUCGAAUAUUAUGGCUGUCCUCAAACUGAUCGUGUAGAGGAGUUGAAGAACUUGUCUUGUGAUUGCAGCCUGAGGUAGCAUGGAGGAGCUGUCAGGGAAAGACAAGGGGCUGAUACGAGGCAGCUGGGAGAGCCUUGGCAAGAACAAAGUUCCUCAUGGUGUCAUCAUGUUUUCCAGGCUGUUUGAGCUGGACCCUGCGCUCCUCAGUCUUUUCCACUACGAUGCAAACUGCAGUUCCACACAAGACUGCCUCGCCAGCCCUGAGUUUCUGGAUCAUGUCACCAAGGUGAUGCUUGUGAUCGAUGCAGCCGUCAGCCACCUGGACGACCUUCACUCUUUGGAGGACUUUCUGGUCAACCUUGGGAGGAAGCAUAAGGCAGCGGGAGUCAGCACGCAGUCAUUUGCUGCAGUGGGUGAGUCCCUUCUCUACAUGCUGCAGUGCAGUCUGGGCCAGGCCUACACGGCGCCACUGCGUCAAGCCUGGCUCAACAUGUACAGCAUUGUAGUAGCAGCGAUGAGCCGAGGGUGGGCCGAGAAUGGCGAAGACAAGGCCGACUGAGGUGUACGUCGGGAGCUGCUGAGCAGUUGCUGUUAAAUCAUCAACUUGGCUGCCAUGGAAUAAGGUUGUGUAACUUGCAGCAUUGUGUUUUUAGCUGCUGUACAUUUGCUCUGUGAGUGGGAUCGCAUAUUGUUGCGAAUGUAUGAUAUAGUUACACAUUUUCAGUUGGACCAGCGAGUCGCAGAGUGUAUUUUCUUUGCUGUGGAUAUUUAGCUACCAGGCAGUGCAGUUUGUACAGUUUCAGAGUCUGAGUGGACUGUAAUCUGAAUGCCUCAUACUGAGAAGAAGCAUUCAGGAAAUUGUUGAGGGUUUCUUUUUUUUUUUUUUUGUAUAUAAUGGCUUUGAUAUAUCUACUCAAAUGGUAACAGUGACUGUAGUGGUCUUUGUGGUGUAUCUUAAAAGAGUUGCACACUUGUGAAACACUAGCUAUUAUGAUUAGACAUCACACACUGCUCAAACUGUGAUGGUUACUGUGGCCAGCAAGGGCAGCUCUUUAUCUAACUGGAACACAGUGAUACUUAACAAAACGUGUGGGACAAAUGCAAUGUGAUUUUACAGAAGAAACCAUAACUGUAUGUAUGUGUGUGUUUUUUUUAUUGAUAUAAUAUUACAUGUUUCGUGAGUGACUUUGUUAUUUAACAUUUAAGCUGCUCAAGAUAAGCAAAACAAAUUUAUAACAUUUUAUUCAACAGAUUCCUGACAAGAACUGUUUUACUCUCUCUGAUAGCUUUCUUUAGUUAUUCAUGACUGUUAAGGUGUCCAAGUGCGCCUUCCUCAACAUGGUGUGUGAUGCUCUCCUCAGUCGAGGGUGUGAGUAAUUCAGUAUGCUUCUGAUGACUGUUAAACUCUAACUAAUAGACUGUUAUAUAACUUCAGAGAUUGAAAGUAAAGGGCAUGUUGGAGCACUUGUAACGUCUUUGUUCCUUGGCUAUCGGUUUCCAGUUAAUCUUAAUGUAAAGUAAUUUUGGUGUAUUGUAGUUGCUUAUCUUAUUAAUGCUUAUUAAUUGCAUUGGUGUGGCUACAAAUGUAGUAUUACCUCAGCUUUAGGGGUAAAGGUGACCACUGGCCUGUGUUUCUCCAACACAGGUUCUACGUGGAAGUGAAGCUGAAUAUUUGUUUUGACUUAAGAAACAAAACAAACUUAAGUGAAGACAAUUUUCCAUUUAAAUUAUUGACACAAAACAAAUAAUACAGUGGAACUGUGCUGACACUGUCCAGUAUGUGUGUGUGCUGUAUUAAUGCUGUACACUGUACGUAUAAUCAUCAGUUAUUUACAUCCAUGGCCAUAAUGCCAAGUAACUUAGCAACAGCGUGCCAAGUAUAAGAGAAUAACACCAUACAACUGUAAAUCCAAGCUGCUGAUAUGUGGUUUUUCCUCGCUUUAGUUUAUAUUUACAAAGUUUAUUUUUAUAUUCUGAAUUGUACGUGUAGUGAAAGAGCAUAGAUUUUUUUUUCUUUUUAACUGUCAUAUACAACAUUACCUUCAGAUACAUUGUAUUGAGUAGAUUUAAUUACCCAAUACACGAAAACAAUGUGGCAAAUCUGCUACUUUUAAUUGGGCUUCAUUAGCAGAAUAGCAGGUAUAUAACAACUACAUUUAAAAAUAAUAAAUGUGCAGUUAUUACAGAAAAGUAUAACAGCAGGGUUUUUUUUUUUUAAUUGAUAUUGUGUGUUUAGUCUGUACUUUCCAGGUCCCAGGUGAAAUGUUUGUAACCUGGUUGUGUAGGUGUUGUGUUUAUUGUCUUUCUUUUCUUAGUCUCAGUAUGCAGCCCUAUGCAGGAUGUUCUCCAUGUUUUUAAUUGCCUGACAGUAAGUGUUUUUAGCUGGCACAGCUGGCGUCUUUCUAACAUCCAGAUGUGUAUAUGUUGGGUGUCUCACUGUCUACCUCAUCAUUAUCAGCUGCUACUGAACAGCGAUGACUUCACCUAGUUAUCCUUCAACCAAAAAUUAUUAUUACUGUUAAUAGAAGCACAGA
Archocentrus centrarchus (flier cichlid) is the source of this 3999-nucleotide messenger RNA. It is a transcript of the gene ngb, whose product is annotated as neuroglobin. Gene Ontology annotation, molecular function: heme binding; oxygen binding. The transcript has 4 exons. NCBI's taxonomy places the organism in Eukaryota, Metazoa, Chordata, Actinopteri, Cichliformes, Cichlidae. The record is from RefSeq and is a predicted model, not a curated record. The coding region runs from base 1545 to 2024 and encodes 159 amino acids.